Molecule: messenger RNA, 2065 nt
Organism: Daucus carota subsp. sativus
Lineage: Eukaryota; Viridiplantae; Streptophyta; Magnoliopsida; Apiales; Apiaceae
Product: inactive beta-amylase 4, chloroplastic
Exons: 10
Coding region: 179-1747 (522 amino acids)
Biological process (GO): polysaccharide catabolic process
Molecular function (GO): beta-amylase activity
Source: RefSeq, a predicted model, not a curated record
AAUGAGGGGUGGGAGGAGUAAACAACAGCAUAACUGAAUUAGUGGCAUACGGUUAGUUAUGGGGGCGAGUGUAAGCCUUGAAAUACAACAAUAUCCCCAUCGGAUCUAGUCUGGAUAGAUAAACCCCGCCCUCGCUGACGCUUCAUAUAUACAUGAUCGAUCGAUCCAGCCUUUCAAAAUGGCUUGCAAGUGCAUGGAAAGUGUUCUUGUCAUGGAAGCGCGACACAAAUUAUUCUUUAAUUUUAAUAAAAGAAGAAUGAUUAAGAAGAGGAAGAAUCUUUAUUUUUCUUCUUCUUUUUCCACCAUUCCGCUUUUUCUUAAGGGAUGGCGAUCUCCACCUCCACCUCCCACUAAUUGCAUUUUCAGCAUGGAUGUACGAGAGAAAUCCAGAUCGACAUUAUCUGAGUGUUCAAAGCACAGGAGGGUUCCCAUAUACGUCAUGAUGCCCGUAGACUCAUUUGGUAUCGAUACCCUUGGGGUUCCAAGAAUAAGGAAGAUCAAGGCCCUAACUAUAUCUUUAAAAGCACUUAAGUUGGCAGGCGUCCAUGGUAUUGCAGUUGAGGUUUGGUGGGGAAUCGUCGAAGGUACAUCACCUUUGGCAUAUAAUUGGUCUCUCUAUGAGGACCUUUUUAAACUGAUAGCGGAUGUUGGGUUAAAAUUACAAGUGACAUUAUCCUUCCACUCAAAUCUGCAUUUAUCACAACCAGGACGAGGUGUUAGUCUUCCACAAUGGAUCAUGGAGAUUGGUAAUAUUAAUAAGGAUAUAUUUUAUCGGGAUAGGAAUGGGAAUAUCAAUGGCGAUUAUCUCACUCUAGGAGUUGACCAUUAUCCUUUAUUUGGGGGACGGACUGCCUUACAAUGUUAUGAAGACUUCAUGUUUAGUUUUGUAGACAAAUUUGGAUCAAUGAUCGGGACCUUAAUAGAAGAGAUCAGUGUUGGUCUUGGUCCAUGUGGGGAACUUAGGUAUCCUGCUCACCCCUUUGGUGACGGUAGAUGGCAAUUCCCUGGAAUUGGAGAGUUUCAGUGUUAUGAUAAGUAUAUGAUGGAAGACUUACAGAGGGCUGCGUGCCAGGUAGGAAAGCCUCAAUGGGGAAGUAAGGGUCCUCAAAAUGCAGGGGGCUAUAACAGUAUUCCUUUUGGGAUCCCAUUCUUUGAAGAGGGGCAAGAGAGUUUCCUUUCUGAUUAUGGCCAAUUUUUCCUUGAAUGGUAUAGUGGUAAACUGAUCGGUCAUGCAGAUGCAAUUCUUGCAAAAGCAGCAAAAUUGUUUGAGAUAUAUGAAGCCAGUGAACAACAGUCCGUUUUAUUAGUGGCUAAGGUUGGUACUAUCUACUGGUGGUUCAAGACAAUAGCCCAUCCUGCUGAACUGACUGCUGGUUACUACAACACAGCCAUCAGGGAUGGAUAUGAUCCUUUGGCAUCGAUGUUAUCUCGCCAUGGAGCUACACUGCAAAUUGCCUGCUUUGAGAUGCUGGACAGUGAAAACCCUCCAAAAUAUUUUUGCAGUGCUGAAGGAUUACUUCAGCAGAUAAGGAGUGUAUCAAAAAAGAGAGUAAUACAUUUGACAGGAAGGAAUUCUUAUGAACGAUUUGAUAAGGCUGGAUUAAGGCAAAUACACACAAAUUGUUAUCAUUUACCGACUGAAGCUGUAAAGUCAUUCACAUAUUUUAGAAUGAAUGACAGAAUCUUUAGAGUUGAAAACUGGAGCAACUUUGUGCCAUUUGUGAGAAAGAUGUGUAUGGAAAGGUGAAGGCGCACGUGUGACAAGUUUGGCAUAAUAUUGCUGCCUUCAAAAUUUACUUUUUAGGAAUGGGUAUAUACAGGGGUGGACAGACCCAGUUAUUGGUGGUCUCAAGCCUAGGUCUUGAUGCGUUUAUUUAAUUUUAAUAUAAAUUAGUUUUCUACUUAUUAGUUGAUUAGAUUAGAUAUAGAGUAAAUUAUAGAGUCUGUGCCCUCUCAAUUUCGUUAGACUUGUAAACUAAUUUAAUUCACUUUCAUGAAAAAACACUCUGAGCUUGACUCUGUACAAUAAGAAAUCAUAAGGUAUCUAUUGUAACUUCUUUAGAAA